AUGGUGGAUGAGAAAGUGAUAGUUAAUGAAGUCGAGACAAGAGACUCUUAUAGAGCUGUGUACGUGAUCCACUUCUUGUUGGGUGCUGGUAGUUUAAUACCAUGGAACGCUUUGAUCACAGCCGUUGAUUACUUUGGCUACUUGUAUCCGACAAGCAUGUAUUAUCACUACAGUCCUAAGGACAGACAGAUUACAACUAAAGCUUCGUUUCCACAGAUUCCGCAGGGGCUGCGAACCAGUGCCCAUUGUUAUUUCAUAGUGAGCUCGACCAUCCUACUCUUCUGCGUCCUUUGUUGUAACGUGCUAUACAAGUUACCAGUGAGGCAACAACACCUUAAGUUUCAACAACUUUUGUGUUCGAAUCUAACAAUAUGGAUGGCUGGGAGGAAGAUCAAGUGGCCACCAGCCUCGGGUAUCCUAAUAAUAUAUACUGUUACUUAAUCGAUAUUUCACAGGUUUAUAGCUGAGAAUUUUGAAGUUCAACAACUCCUUCGGAGUUGGUAUCCUAUUUUUCUCAUCACAGUGUACAACAUCUCGGAUUUGGUUGGCAAGUCACUCAUUGCAUUCUAUCUAUUGCAGAGUAUAAAAUCUGCUACCUGGGCUUGUGUUGUUAGGUUUCUCUUUUAUCCUCUCUUUUCUGUGCGUUUACGUAGACGGUAUUGACUUAUAUUGGUGCCCGUGGUUGUUCUGACCUUCAUGCUAGGCCUCACAUGUUUAACUAAAUGA
Raphanus sativus (radish) is the source of this 726-nucleotide messenger RNA. RefSeq names its product equilibrative nucleotide transporter 8. The record is from RefSeq and is a predicted model, not a curated record. NCBI's taxonomy places the organism in Eukaryota, Viridiplantae, Streptophyta, Magnoliopsida, Brassicales, Brassicaceae. Gene Ontology annotation, biological process: nucleoside transmembrane transport. Gene Ontology annotation, molecular function: nucleoside transmembrane transporter activity. Gene Ontology annotation, cellular component: plasma membrane.